CCACGUUGUGUUUUACCGGCUGCCGAGCCGAGCGAUGUGCUUCCUGUGAUGCUGACUUCCUGGGCGCUAGUCUGACAUGCCGGGCGCGGCGUGUUAAAUGUGAUGAGACGCGCCCAGUUUGCGGCAAUUGCCAAAAAUCCGACCGGGACUGCCAACAGGACGACCGCCGAGAGGCACGGAUCCGCCUGUACAAUGAAAAGCGCCGCGCGGCCCCCAGGUCGGGGCGACCGGAAGACAUGAACACGAACCUCGGCGGCAGCAGCAGCAGUAGCAGCAGAAGAAGAAGCCCGUCGACCUCGUCACACGGCGCCGGCGCUUCGCCCCUACCCCUGGCCGGCGCUGCUCCGAUCUCCAUUGCACAUCUGCUCCAGUCGGCCUCCGCUUCUGCUUCGCCAGAGGGUUUGCAUGCCUCGACCCCGUGGCCGCCUGCAGCAGCGGGCCUGACUCGCCACGAGGCGUCCCUGGUGCAGUACUACACCGCGCACCUGGGCCGGUGGCUCGACUGCACCGACGCAUCUCGGCAGUUCACGCUGAGGAUCCCCGCCCUCUGCACCGGCUCCCCGGUCCUGCUUGAGGCCAUCGUGUCCCUCGCGGCCCGCCACCGGGGGGACACGGAGGCGGCCAGCCUCGCGCACGAGCGCUGCAUCGCCUUGCUCAUCGUCCUCCUCGACUCGGAGCAGGUGGCCGACGACGAUGUGCUUCUCAGCGCCAUUGUCAUCCUCCGCGUCUUCGAGCAGCUGACGGCCCUCGGCAACGGAAGCGACCAGGAGCGCCACCUGGCCGGGUGCAGCGCCCUCCUCCGCACCUCCCAAGGCCCCUGUGUCGACCCGGCCGCUCCGGGGCUGCGCGAUGCCGCCUUCUGGGUCUACCUGCGCCAGUGCCUGUACAACGCGUGCAUCAACCAGCAGGCGCCCAACGUGGACUUCUCGCUGACCUUGAUGCUGAUCCCCAGCCCUGGCACCGCUGGUGUGGACAUGCUCCGGUCCGAGACGGCGUGGGCCAACACCAUGACGUGGAUCUGCGCCACCAUCGUGCAGUUCUGCUUCGGGCCGCACGCCCUGGAGGCCAGAAGCCGCAUGGACAAGUGGCAGGAGCUGAACAACACUGUCGCCGACUGGGCCCGGUCCCGGCCGCGCAGCUUCGACCCCAUCUGGCAGGGCGGGCCCUGCGACGGCGCGCCCUUCCCCGAGUACUACUUCGCCGCCGACUGGCACAUCGUCGCCUUUGGCUUCUACCAGCUCGCCUGCAUCCUGCUGACCAUAUACAAACCGACCCCCCGUUUUGCGAUACGAAGUGCCCACGCUGUGGGGUUGCGGAAAGAAGACGCCCAAAUAUUAGAGCACGCUCGUGCCCUGUGCGGUUCCUGCAGGAGCCAUCCCGAGACUGUGCCGGCGCGGAUCACCUUGUGCCACAGUGUUUUCCUCUGGGGCGGUCUCAUGGACGACCCGUGUGAACAGAGCUGCCUCGUGCAGCUGCUCGAAGAGCUGGAGCACAAUCACGCCUGGCCCACGGCGUGGAUCAUAUCGUCGCUGAAGGAGGAAUGGGGCAUCUCUUCGAUGUAAAUCUCAACCACUGUCUGUAAUUACCGAGUCCAUGAUUGAUAACCCUGUAACGCCUACA
Microdochium trichocladiopsis is the source of this 1620-nucleotide messenger RNA. RefSeq lists its product as uncharacterized. Gene Ontology annotation, molecular function: transcription cis-regulatory region binding; DNA-binding transcription factor activity. Bases 237 to 1562 code for a protein of 441 amino acids. Lineage: Eukaryota; Fungi; Ascomycota; Sordariomycetes; Xylariales; Microdochiaceae. Gene Ontology annotation, biological process: positive regulation of transcription by RNA polymerase II. The record is from RefSeq and is a predicted model, not a curated record. Gene Ontology annotation, cellular component: nucleus. The transcript has 3 exons.